CCUUUGUCAAUACAAUAACAAAACGCAGCUGCUGUGGUCAUAACUGCGUAAAUAUUGGAAUUUGUAAUACAGCUGCUGGUGAAAACAAAGCGGAAAAUGUUUUCACUGUUCGGCAAGCGUAAGCCAGCCGAAACUCCCACCGAGGAGGUGAUUCAGGGUCCAGCCGAUGGACCCAAGCAGAACAACGGCGAUGAUUUCAUAUUUGUGGAGCGCAAACCUGACUCAGAUCCGAGCACAGCGCCUGGUGCUGGCAUGAUGUACCCACCCAUACCGCCGUCAGCGUACGGCCCGAUGCCCUAUCCUCCGCCGCUGGCGCCACGAAACGCACUUGGACCCAAUCUCAGUGCGCCCAUCAGCUAUCUGCAGGACAUUCCCUUCGAGCUGUCGCCGCAAUUGGCCACCAAGGACCGAUUCAACUACACACAGACGCAAGUGGAUGGUAUUCUGGCAUUGAUGACGCGCCAACUAUCCGUCGAUGCCAUGGCCGAGGAGUACACAUUCGCCCUGGAGCGUUCAGUGCAAAAUGAUCCCUACUAAAAGGGCGACCAUGCGAACCUACUGCUAAUUAGAUAU
Molecule: messenger RNA, 573 nt
Organism: Drosophila arizonae
Lineage: Eukaryota; Metazoa; Arthropoda; Insecta; Diptera; Drosophilidae
Source: RefSeq, a predicted model, not a curated record